CCGGCCGCGCGCCAGUAUACAGAGAAUAGGCGAGGGGUGCACAUCGUCUGCGUGUUCUUGCCGGCAAACCCGUGCUUUUAAGGAUUUUUGAAAGAAAAAGAAACCAAACAAAAUGAGACGAGGAACGAUGUUGAUUCCAAAAUUAUUCUCUCACUGGUGGGAGACUUUGGAACGACCACAUCGGUUGGUUAAUCAACAUUUUGGUAGACAGUUGCGACCGGAUCAGUUCAUCGAGUCCUUCUUCGAGAGAUCGUCGCCGUUUCGUAUGUUCCCGUAUUCCUAUGCGUUCCAACCUUUGUUAGAAUUGGAACGUGAAGAAAAGGCUGCUGGAUGGUCGGUAUUAAAAGACGACAAAGACAAAUUUCGAAUAAUACUCGACGUGCAACAGUUUAAACCCGAAGAGGUUAACGUGAAGGUUGUUGACAAUUAUAUUGUCGUAGAAGGAAGACACGAAGAGAAGCAAGAUGAUCACGGUAUGAUUUCGAGGCACUUCGUGAGGAAGUACCUGGUACCGGAACAAUGCGAUCCUGAAAAGGCAACGAGUAGUUUGUCUUCGGAUGGUGUUUUAACGAUAGUAGCACCAAGGAAACCAGAAGCCAUUGAAAAUAAAAAAGAGAAAAUUAUCAAAAUAGAGAAAACAGGGAAAUUGUCAGAGGAACAGGAACAGGAACAGCAGGAACCUCAGAAAUUAAAACAAAGCGCAUAGAAAUUAGUUGUGUGCGUCUUAUUUAUGUAAUUUAGUAUUUUCACCUGUUUUUCUCGUGUUCCUUUAUAGUGUAUGUAGACAUAGUGUACGUCUAUGGAUAAUUUUUAUAUUUUUAAGUUUUGAACAAUGAAUUUGUACGAAUUAAAUAAAAUACGUCGUA
Molecule: messenger RNA, 866 nt
Organism: Osmia lignaria (orchard mason bee)
Lineage: Eukaryota; Metazoa; Arthropoda; Insecta; Hymenoptera; Megachilidae
Product: protein lethal(2)essential for life-like
Biological process (GO): protein refolding; response to heat
Cellular component (GO): nucleus; cytoplasm
Source: RefSeq, a predicted model, not a curated record